AUCCUUCCAUAUCUUUCAUGAGCCCGAAGGAUCUUCUGCGAUUUCUGUCCAAGCCAGCAAAGCCUCGAUAGCACGACUCCCGCAAGUCGUUUCCAUCUCCAACUUUUUCCCAUAUCCUUUUCAACAAGCAGAUACUCUCGUCUGCUAGACCCGAUACUUUGACCAGUAUCGGUAUCUUCCAGCACGAGGGUACCGGACUGAACGUCAACAUUCCUUGUCGCAGCUUUUUCCUCUCCUUCGCCUUCCUCCCUCCUUAGCAGCCCUUCGGUUGUUUGGGAUUUUACACCUGCCUGGUCUGUCCAGCUACACUUUGUCCUAAGGGCCUUCUCUUCUCAGACGGGCACUGCCCCCUUGUUCGUCUGGGUAAGUAGACAGUGCUUCUAAAGCCUUUUUGUCUUCAUCAAACGGUACCUAGGGCGGUCCGACCUCACACACAACUUUUCAACCCCGUUCAGCGCAAAGUCAUUAGCUUCGGCUGCUACAAUCUACGGAAAUGGUUCACGUCGGCAUUCCCAAGAACUACACCGCGUCCCCGUCGUCGUUCGGUGGUACGUCACUGACUAUCAACUACGAUGCUACUCAGGAUCUCGACUCCAGCAAUGCCUUUGAAGGCCCUGAGAAGCUGCUCGAGGUGUGGUUUGCGCCAUCUGCCACCGAGCUUGGCGCCGCAGGCCCGGAGGGUCUGAAGAAUGUGCCGAGUGAAAUCUGGAAGGAUAUGCUGGACCUCGUCAACUGCCAAGUGCUUUCGAUCGUCUCGUCUGAUGACGUAGACGCGUACCUGUUGUCCGAGUCCAGCAUGUUCGUCUGGCCGCACAAGCUCAUUUUGAAGACUUGUGGAACUACGACUCUGCUGUCUGGUCUCCCGCGCAUCUUGGAGAUUGCCGCUCUGUUUGCUGGCUUCCCUCGCGCUACGGCUCCGCCGUCUCGGGGUAUCACUGUGGCAGCGGCCCCCUACCGGGUCUUCUACAGCCGCAAGAACUUUUUGUUCCCUGACCGCCAGCGUGGCCCUCACCGCAGCUGGCGCGAUGAGGUUCGAAACAUGGACAAGCUGUUCCUCAACGGCAGUGCCUACAUGAUUGGCAAGAUGAACGGAGAGCAUUGGUACUUGUACCUGACUGAGCCCAACACUUUGCUCACUCCUCCGGCGAGCCCUCAGGAGGAAGCCAACUUCACCGAGACCGAGACCAAGGUUCUCAGCUUCCCCAAGCCCGCUCCAAUUGCCGAUUGUGAUGAGUACGAUGAGACUCUGGAGGUUCUGAUGACCGAUCUGGAAGAGGAGAAUGCCAAGCAGUUCUAUCUUGACAACGCCACCGCCGUGGCCGACAAGCGCUACCGCAACUUUGACAAGGACGAGGGCAUUGAGCAUGUCGAUGUCUUUAGCAACGGCUCUGAUCUGGAAGAUCCUGAGGUCCAGGGCGAUUUUACGUUGCCUACGGAGCUGACUACCGAAGGCCACGCCCUCGGAAGUGUUGUCUCCGAGUCGUGCGGUCUGUCGGACGUCUACCCGAAGAGCAAGUUCCCGGACGCUCGUAUCGAUGCAUACCUCUUCACCCCCUGCGGCUUCUCCGCCAACGGUGUGGUUCCAUCUCCGGAUAGCAAGGCUCCGACCCAUUACUUCACCGUGCACGUCACGCCGGAGCCUCACUGCUCGUAUGCCUCCUUCGAGACCAAUGUUCCGCACUCGCAGAAUGGCAAGACUACUUCCGACAUCAUUCAGCAAGUCGUCGACAUCUUCAAGCCGGGCCGUUUCAGCAUCACUCUGUUCGAGACCAAGCCUAACCUCGACGAGGCUGAUACCAACAGCUUCCACGAGGCACACCAGCGCCAGGCCAUGCGCCACAGCCCUAAGAUGGAGCACGUUGAGGGCUACCGCCGCAUUGACCGUAUCGUCCAUGAUCUGAACGGUUACGAUCUUGUGUUCCGCUACUAUGAGCGCAACGACUGGACAGGGGGGCACCCCGGAUUGGGGAGAAGUUCUGAGCGCACUGCUUCUAUUGAGGUGCUCAGAAACUGA
Penicillium cinerascens is the source of this 2014-nucleotide messenger RNA. Its product is annotated as adenosylmethionine decarboxylase SPE2. The coding region runs from base 494 to 2014 and encodes 506 amino acids. The record is from RefSeq and is a predicted model, not a curated record. Gene Ontology annotation, biological process: spermidine biosynthetic process; spermine biosynthetic process. The transcript has 3 exons. Gene Ontology annotation, molecular function: adenosylmethionine decarboxylase activity. Lineage: Eukaryota; Fungi; Ascomycota; Eurotiomycetes; Eurotiales; Aspergillaceae. Gene Ontology annotation, cellular component: cytosol.